Molecule: messenger RNA, 591 nt
Organism: Anguilla rostrata (American eel)
Lineage: Eukaryota; Metazoa; Chordata; Actinopteri; Anguilliformes; Anguillidae
Gene: ss18l2
Product: ss18, like 2
Exons: 5
Coding region: 165-506 (113 amino acids)
Source: RefSeq, a predicted model, not a curated record
UCAGACCCGCGCGAAAGUCCUUACUGUCGCUAGCUUCACACUGCUUCGUCAAGAGCGGUGAAAUCGCUAACAUGGAGUUGGGCUUGUUUUUCUUGUUACCUUGCCAGUGUUAAGCAAUUGAGACACAUAAAAAGAAGUUUUUGCGAUCGAGAAAUGUAAGGAAAAUGUCUGUCGUCUUUGUGCCGAAGAAGCAACGUGGGAAAGCACAAAUCGAUCAGGAGAUAAUACAAAGAUUACUUGACGAAAAUGACCAGUUGGUAAGAUGUAUAACCGAAUACAUGCAGAAAGGAAGAGCAACGGAAUGUGUCCAAUACCAGCAGAUAUUGCACCGAAACAUUGUUUAUUUAGGAACUAUCGCGGAUGCCAGUCCAAACGUUCCUUCAACAUUGACAACGCCUUUUCAAAACGGAGAAGUGCGGCCCAUACCCUUGCCGGUCUUAAAUGAGGGCGUGAAUGGUUGUAGCACAUCAGAUAAUAAAGAAAACAAGAUGACAGGUUCAUCAUGAGCUUUCAAUUUGGAUGUUUCCGGAAGAGAUUACUUUUUGCCUUGUUCACACAUUUUAAAUGAAUAAAAGCAAAACCUGAUCCAAA